Molecule: messenger RNA, 1416 nt
Organism: Ailuropoda melanoleuca (giant panda)
Lineage: Eukaryota; Metazoa; Chordata; Mammalia; Carnivora; Ursidae
Gene: TRIM60
Product: tripartite motif containing 60
Exons: 1
Coding region: 1-1416 (471 amino acids)
Molecular function (GO): zinc ion binding; protein binding
Source: RefSeq, a predicted model, not a curated record
AUGGAACUUGUGACAGGCCUGGUGCACCUCCAAGAGGAAUCUAGCUGCCCUGUCUGUCUGGAUUACUUGAAAGACCCAGUGACUAUAAACUGUGGGCACAACUUCUGUCGCUCCUGCAUCAACAUGAUGUGGAAGGAUCUAGAUGAUACCUUCCCCUGUCCUAUCUGCCGUUUUUGCUUUCAUAACAAAAGCUUCAGGAGCAACCGCCAGCUCAGUAAUUUGACUGAAAUUGCUAAACAACUGCAGGUCAGAAGGAGCAAGAGGAAAAGGCAGGAAGAGUAUUCCAUGUGUGAGAAGCACAAUCAGUUUCUGACCCUUUUUUGUGGGAAGGACCUAGAGGUUUUAUGUACACAGUGCAAUUUCUCUGUUCAACAUCAGAAACACUACAUUUGCCCCAUUAAGAAAGCUGUCUCUUUUCACAGGAAAGUUCUAGAAUAUAGCCUUGAGCCCUUGAAGGACAACAUGGAACAAGUAGAAAAAGUGAUAAGUCUUCAAGCCAGCAAAAUAGUGGACCUGAAAAAGAAGGUAGAGUAUAGGAGAGAAGAAAUCAUUUCUGAAUUUGAGCAAAUUAGACUGUUCCUACUGAAUCAGCAGGAGACUCUUCUUAGGCAGAUGGAAGAUGAAGAGAGGGACAUUUUAACAAAACUAAAUGAAACCCGAAGAACAUUUUUAAAUCACGUUUCCACGUUAAAACAUCUGCUGAAGGAGGUAGAGUGCAAGUGUGUGCAGUCAGAGCUGGAAUUACUGACCCGCGUUAAGGGUAUCUACUACAGGUAUCAAGACCUAAAAUAUCCUGAGCUCUUUGUGUUCCAGCUAAAGAAAUACGGCUUUAGCCUUCCUCCACAGUAUUCUGGCUUGGACAGAAUGAUCAAGCCAUUUCGAGCAGAUGUGAUUCUAGAUCUCGAAACAGCACACCCUCAGCUUAUUGUCUCUGAGGAUAGAAAAAGUGUGAGAUAUGGAAACAAAAAAACUCACCUUUGUUACAACCCAAGGAGAUUUUAUCUCCGCCCUGCUGUCCUGGGUUCUAGGAGAUUUAGUUCUGGCCGGCAUUACUGGGAGGUAGAAGUGGGAAACAAGCCUAAAUGGACCUUGGGGGUGUGUCGAGACUGUUUUUCUAGGAAUUGGGGGAAUAGGGCGGUAGCUGAGGGUGGAUUGUGGGCAAUUGGGAGAUGUUUUGAAAGCAUUUAUGUUAUUCUGGGUCAUAAAAGAACCCAGCUUCUGCCUGUAGUAAGACCCAGUAAGAUUGGCAUUUUUCUGGACUGUGAGUUGGGUGAGGUUUCCUUUUACAAUAUGAAUGAUAGAUCUCUUCUCUAUAAUUUUAAUGAUUGUUUUAUAGAAACCGUUUGUCCCUAUUUCUAUAUUGGAGUAGAUCCUGAACCCCUUAAAAUCUCUUCAGUAACAGAUGAUGAACGAUGA